CCACUGUUCAAUCCAGAACAUAACAUAACCUAGAAACUAAAAUACGUGACUAUCGUAAUUCUGGGUUGAUGUUUGUGUUCGAUACCAAGCAUUUUCGACUAAUCAAAACAAGAACAACGAGUUGAAUCGAUUUAUCUGAAUCGAGAAUUGAAAUUAUCUGCCGUCUGCUUUGCGGCGGCAGGCAUGAUGUUUAUUUCAGAGGUUAUAUUACCAGAUUGCAUUUUAUUCAUUGGUUAAUUAAAAUUAACUAUUAAAAUAUAAUUCAUUAUUUACACUUACUCAAAGAUAUUAUUUUAAAAUGUCAUAAUAAUUAAUAUAAAAUGUAAAGUGAUGUAUUUGGGUUGCAUUGCACAAUGCACAUUGCAAAUAAAUUAUGGUUGAUUUGAAACAAAUUAAGGUAUGCCUGCUUCUUUAUGUUUAAUGUUUACAAUCACUGAAAUUUCAUGAACAUUAAUUUUUGAUACUUAUUCAAUAUAUCGGUAAAAUGACAAUGUAUUUUAAUAUCGAUGGUAAUAUGGUGCACUCAAAGCUAUUUCUCUUUCCAGUUUUUUUUUCAUCUGCACGCUUGGUCAUGCAAAAAAAAAGCUUGCACAUGCUCCUCUAUGCAACUUUAGGUUUGCUAAAGAGGGCAAUGGAAUUGAUAUUGUCAGAAAAUAUAGUUUAAUAUAGUCUCAACAUCAUUGUUAAGUUGUCAAUUAGAGCUUUGGCUGUACCAUCGAGUGAGCCGACAGCUGUUUGGAUUUUGGAGUUUUUCUCAGGUAGUUGAAGAUGUCAAGAACGACUCCUAUCUUCAAGAAGCGCGUUCCAGAGGAGUUGGCAGGCUUCAGGUGAAUUUCUGGUGGAAUAUAUUCGAAGAGGAAUAACAAACCACAAAGAAGAAAAAUGAAACUUCUGUGAGUGUUGAAUUUUAUUUAAUCGGGCUAUCAUGAUUUUUAAUAGAAGUAACUGUUUAUUCAAACAACUAUUGAUGAAUGGGCUUAGGAAUCGGAUCAAACAAAUCCCGCAGACUAUUAGUUAUUCGCGUUUGUGUUGUGAGAUGCAGGCCUUACAAAAUCAUUUCUCGAGUAAAACUUUCUCGUCUUAUCUUGUGAUUCGGAGUCCGAGUAAUUCAAACCUGAGAACUAUGUCUUCAAACAGAGUAUGUGAUGGUUCAGAUCAAGUUAAUACGUUAGACGAUAGUAAAGAUGCAGUAAACAGGUUUGAUGAGCUCUUUGAUGAUCUCUUUGUAGAGAAAGGGAUAGAACAAAAAGCGAUGGGAUAUAAUAUAUUUGUUAUACAACCGUAUAUCAAGUGGGGGGCCUCAAAAAAGCAGCUUACUACACCUGCAAACCAGCUGAACGAAUCAGUAGCGCUUAUUGAUACUCUGAAAGAUUGGGCAGUGGUCGGUACGGAAAUAGUUCCUUUAACUACUACAAAAAGCCCUCAAGUUUUUGGAAAAGGGAAAUUGGAGGCGCUGACUAAAAUAAUCAAAUCUGAUGAGAGUAUAACAGCUGUUUUUAUUAGUUUAAAUGUGCUAUCAAAAGUCCAACAAGAUUUUUUGGAAGAAACUUUUGGUUUGCCGGUUUUUGAUAGGUACUCAGUGGUGAUGAGGAUUUUCCGUGAGCAUGCUGUUACCAAAGAAGCCAAACUCCAAGUGGCCAUGGCAGAAAUUCCUCAAUUGUGGAGGAACUUAUCUUUGGAUAAGUAUCGGGCAAGAGGUGGAGAUUCGGAUGGAAGCUCCGGGGAGACUUUGUACGAGAUCAGGAAGAAUAUCAUUAAAGAACGUGAGGGCAGGCUGAGAGCAGAAUUGAAAAGUUUGAAGAAACAUCGCGAUUUGAUAAGAAGCAAAAGAAAGAAACGACAGUUCCCAACCAUUGCUGUUGUUGGAUACACUAAUGCUGGAAAGACGUCCCUUAUUAAAGCGCUCACACUAGAGCAACAGAUGCAACCAAAAAAUGAACUAUUUGCUACCCUUGAUGUAACAUGUCAUCUUGGUGUUCUACCUUCCAACAUCAAAGUUCUCUACAUUGACACGAUAGGUUUCAUUUCAGACAUACCAACCAUGCUAAUUGAGCCUUUCAUUGUUACGUUGGAAGAUGCACUAGAAGCUGACUUGAUUGUGCAUGUAAUCGAUGUGAGUAAUCCAGAUUAUGUGGCCCAAGCAGCCCAUGUUGAUGACACCUUGAAACAACUGAAUGUAGAUCAAAGUCUAGUGAAAAAUAUAAUCGUAGUAGCCAACAAAGUUGACUUACUAACAAAAAAACAGCUGCAAACUCUAGAAGGUAAUGGGAUGUUGCAAAUAUCGUGCGCAAAUAACAGUGGGUUAUCUCAGUUACGGGAUGAAGUGCAACGAAUUCUAUUGAAUGUAACAGAUCGAGUGAAGAUUAGAAUACGUGUAGCGAAUGGCGGACCUGAGUUCUCGUGGCUCUAUAAGGAGUCAUCAGUCGUCGAUGUUGUUAUGGAUGAAAACAACGGCCAAUUCAUCUUUAUGGACGUUAUAGUCACCAAAACAAAUUUGGAGAGGUUCAAGUUCGAAUUCAUUAUGAAAAAGAAACGUGAGCGAUUAAAAAGCUACAAAGACUAACUGCUUGUGCUCUCGUUCAAAAAUGUCAUUUACAUUCAUAUUUUCUGUAAAAUUGGAAACAUUUUUAUUAGAUCAUUUUUUUAUUCUUGAUCCGUCUUCUUCUUACUGUUGAUUAUAGUAAACAAUCAAGAGUAAAUAGUAAAAAAAAACAAAUUGUGUUAUUUGAGUUAUGUAACUUAACUGGAAUAUAUUUUUCUUAAAUUGA
Nilaparvata lugens (brown planthopper) is the source of this 2768-nucleotide messenger RNA. Its product is annotated as putative GTP-binding protein 6. The record is from RefSeq and is a predicted model, not a curated record. Gene Ontology annotation, cellular component: cytoplasm. The coding region runs from base 926 to 2563 and encodes 545 amino acids. NCBI's taxonomy places the organism in Eukaryota, Metazoa, Arthropoda, Insecta, Hemiptera, Delphacidae. The transcript is spliced from 2 exons. Gene Ontology annotation, molecular function: ribosome binding; GTP binding.